This is a messenger RNA of Prorocentrum cordatum, 1692 nucleotides long. The record is from the annotation of a GenBank genome assembly. Lineage: Eukaryota; Dinophyceae; Prorocentrales; Prorocentraceae.
AUGUUCCCGAAGAACCGGAGGGGCAAGAAGGGGAAACCCACCGGCGGCAACGAGGACUCCGAGAACAUAGGCGCAGGGGAGGAGUUCGACUGGGACAAGUACGUUGCCGCACGGCGGAAGCUCCACCGGGACAUCGCGGAGAUGUGGGCGCGCGCCGGGCGGCUCGCCGAGGAGAUCGGCAGGUCGCGGGCGGCGGAGGGUGCCGAGGCCGUCCGACAGCUUCGGAAGUUUGCAGACCGCUUCGCGAACGUUGAGAUCAGCAAGCUGAGGGAGAACGACCCGAAGAAGGCCGAGCGCAUAUUCCGGCGGUUCCUAGAGCAGGGCGCGGAGGUGCUGUGCGCUGCUGGCGCCGCGGACCCGCAGGGUGCCGUCUCCUGCGUAGCGAUGCAGCUGAAUUGCCCGCUCCUCAGCGUCGCGCCCUCCGACGAGCUUCGGCGGCGCUGCGACGCGCUCCUGGAGGCCAUCCUGGCCCUGCCAGACAUCUUCGACAGGCACGUCGCCCCCGUGGAGGGCGUGGUGCAGAGGAGGCAGGAAGCCGCCCGGCAGGCGGCGGCGGAAGCCGUCGGCAUUCGGCUGGUGCUGCUGGUUCCGGACGCGAGCGCCACCCUCACCAGGGGCGGCGUGGAGCUGCCCGGCGUGAGCCGCGUGGACGUGGAGCUGCCGCCGGGCUCGACGCUGGCAGACCUGCGCGAGGCGGCGCUGCGGACGUGCCGCUGCCCUGGCCUCGCGGGCGCGGCGCCGCGGAUGUUCUGCGGCAGCCGCUUCGUCGGGGGCGCGGGCGACACGCCGCUGGCCGAGGUCGAGGCCCUGCAGUCUGGCCUUCCCGUGCAGUGCCUGCCCAGCAACUCGGCGCUCCGCCACGCGGGGAGGCAGGCGGGGGCGGCGGCGGCGGCGGCGGCGGCCGCGGCGCCGCGCCGGGGCGGCACGGAGGCGCCCGCGGCGUCCCCGAGCGCCACGGCCGCGCAGGCGCCGCCAGAGGUCCACCCGCGGCCCGCUCCAGACCACAGGCCCUCCGCGCGGAUGCUGGCUGGCGGCGGGCUGGAGGAUCGGCACGGGGCGCUGGUAAAGGCGCAGGGCAGCAGGGACCUCGGGCCAUCGAAGCCGGGGGCGGACGAGGCGCGCCUGGCGGCAGAGCGGCGGGCGAAGGAGGCGCUGGAGAGACAGGCCGCGCAGCAGUCCGCUGGCGACGACGAGUUCUUCGACGACUUUUUCGCCGAGGCGAAGGCCGCUGAGGUGGACCCAGCACAGGGGCGCCCCGAGGUCGAGCAGCCGACGGAGCCUGCUGGCGGGCAGGGCCUCGCGGGGGCGGCUGGCCAGGGUGGCAACGACUGGUUCGACGACUUCUUCUCGGAGGCCGAGGGGACCUCCGGCGCUGGGCCGCAGAAGGAGCAGGCGGGCGAGCGGACGGCACCCAGCGCGGCUGGUGGCUCCAGACGAGGCGACAGGCGGCCUGGGCAGGCGGACGCUGGCGCCAUCGUGGCGGCCGCGGGCGAGGAGGACCUGCGGGUGCGGCGGCGCAGAACUUGCUGGGACGAGAGCUGGGAGCACUCCUGCGCGGGGGAGCUGCGCGCGGACGGCUCCGGCAUCUUCUGUCACCCGUGCGGCGCCUGGAUAUCCACUGCGGAGCCCUACGACCACCGCGGUUUCGAGCUCCACUGCGAGAAGGUUGGGCACUACGGCUGGAUCGAUUGA